Xenopus tropicalis (tropical clawed frog) is the source of this 2217-nucleotide messenger RNA. It is a transcript of the gene admp, whose product is annotated as anti-dorsalizing morphogenic protein. NCBI's taxonomy places the organism in Eukaryota, Metazoa, Chordata, Amphibia, Anura, Pipidae. Gene Ontology annotation, cellular component: extracellular region. The record is from RefSeq and is marked provisional. Bases 21 to 1193 code for a protein of 390 amino acids. Gene Ontology annotation, molecular function: growth factor activity. The transcript is spliced from 5 exons.
AAGAGCUGCAACUUGAUGAGAUGGACCUAAGGAAGAUGUUGGGUUUUAUAUUCCUGUUUGUUAUCAUACAAGACUGCACCUCCAGACCUACUGAUAUAGUGGACACUACUGACCUUGAAUUAGAAGACCCUGAGCUUGUAAGAUCUCAAGCUCUUAAAAGACUUUUGGAAGUAUUUGGUAUUGAGGAACCACCACAUCCUCUUCAGCAUGUCAAACAACCACCUCAGUACAUGGUGGACCUUUACAACACAGUAGCUGAUGAAGAUGGUGUAACCAAGGACCCAGACCUUCUAGAAGGGAAUACAGUCAGGAGUUUUUUUGACAAAAUUCACAGUGACCAUAUGCAUUUCCUGUUUAACCUCUCAACUGUGGCCAGAAACGAGAAGAUUCUAACAGCAGAACUCCAUCUUUUUAAACUAAAGCCAAGGCCUUCUGAGCAAGCUUACUUCAAAAGGCACCACUUCUGUCAGAUAAGUGUCUAUCUGGUCCUAGAUAAAAAUAAAAUACAGUUGCCACAAGGGAGAAAACUGCUAUCAUCCAAACUUGUGCCUAUUCAUUCUUCAGGAUGGGAAGUGUUUUCUAUAACCCAAGCUGUCCGAGCUUGGAAUGAUGAAAGUGCUAAUCAUGGCAUCCUUGUAACUGUCCGAAAUCUGGGAGGCGCACAAGUUGAUCCAAACAUCAUCCGUUUUGCAUCUGGCAGAGAUCACCAUGAAAGCAAACAGCCCAUGCUGGUUUUAUUCACUGAUGAUGGAAGGAGAGGAAUUGUCUCAGUGAACAAUCAACCUGAUGGACAGAUGGUACCCUUACCAAAUGGACCUUUUGUGCCAGCUUCAAACAGAACAAGGAUUAGCAGAUCAGUAGAAGAUGAUGGACAACUGCCAUGCCAGAGACAUCCACUCUAUGUAGACUUUGAAGAAAUUGGCUGGUCUGGAUGGAUUAUCUCUCCUAGAGGGUAUAAUGCUUAUCACUGUAAAGGAUCCUGCCCAUUUCCUUUGGGUCAGAACAUGAGGCCCACAAACCAUGCUACGGUGCAGUCUAUCAUUAAUGCCCUCAAACUUACGAAGGGUGUUAGUAGCCCCUGCUGUGUUCCUGAUAAACUUUUUUCCAUCAAUCUACUCUACUUUGAUGAUGAUGAAAAUGUUGUUUUGAAACAGUAUGAUGACAUGGUCGCUGGCAGCUGCGGGUGCCACUAAAACCAUUUUGGACAAACACCUACAAAUGGUGGCGCUGUUUAGGGUACCAUCUAGGAUAACCUAUAGAAAACAGACCCCAUGUUUGGUGAAACACUGAUAAGCACUGUAUUUUCAGUUGUUCUACAACUGAAAGUUUCUGAGUCCAGGAAUGGUAAAAGUGUUACAUUUUAUAGAUCAAACAUGCCACUUAGUUUCUACAUUUCUAAGACAUGAUUAAAAGUUCAAAAAGGCCUGUAUCUAUAACUUGUAAAGACUGGGAGAUAGUAUUGAACUUUCCUAUUGUUUAAGUAAGUAUCUAUAGCAAACUCUGAUAUUUAACUGCAACAAUGAAAUACAAUGUAGUAUCUAAUAUAUACUGUCUAAGAGGGAUGAAUUUGAAUAUCCACAUCCAUAUACAUAGAUUACUGUUAACAACUACAGAAAGUAUCAUUAUAGCCACCAUGUGGCCUCAUGAGUGAAAAUGCAGUACACCCCAAAUCCAGUAUGUAUGCGUCUAGAUGCAUUUGCAAUGUUUUCCAAAACAUAAAUGUUACAUUUUAGGCAGCUAAGCGUGGAAGUUAAUUACAGGUGGGUGCAGCACUAAUGCAGUACCUAGUAUCUAGCAAAAUUAGAAUUUAAUAUAUCUGUCUAGCACCACGCUGGCUUGUUUGUAAUUUUUGCCCAAAUUCUAUAAACAUUCUCCAACAAUUUUGUUCUAGAGCCUAAGUGAGCAGCCAGUACAUAACUGAACACAAUAUUUGCCAAUGAAUUUAGAAUGGAAUUCCACCAAAAAUGAUUUUGGGUGGUUAGCCUUUAAAUAUUUCUGAGCUCAUGUGGCUCUAUGCAAAACUUGCAUGUACUGCGUUAUUACUCUUUGUAAUAUUUGUAUAUAAGCAAAUUGUUAAUAUAUAAUGCUUGCAUUGUAAAUCUGUAAACUUAACGUGUGAGGAUAAUUUUCUUUUUUAUAAAUGUACAUAUUAAAAUAUAUGCAUUAAAAUAUAAUUUCUAUGCAAGAACCUUGGAAAAAAUAAAAAAUGAAGAACUA